GACUGUGGAACUACUUUUCCCAGAAUGCCUCGGUCUGGAGCAUGGCUAUUGGGGCCUUUUGGCCAGAGGGAUGAUGUCAUUGAAAAAAACCCCACUGCAUUCAUUGUGCUAAGGUCUAUCCCCCUUCUGCUUGCUGCUCCUCCUGCUAUUGCUGCUUGCUCUCGCUGAGCUUAGAGCCCUGGCGGGGACUGACUCCAACUCUAGGACAUAGGAGCUGGGGCAUCGCAGCACCAUCCCAUGUGUGGGUGAUUGGUUCACUCACACCUUGUUUCUGUUUAUGCCUGGGGUGGGGGGACAAAUCCCAAACCAGCUGUGUCAAUGAGUAUGGAAGAUUAUGAUUUCCUGUUCAAAAUUGUUUUAAUUGGAAACGCUGGCGUGGGGAAGACGUGCCUGGUCCGACGUUUUACUCAGGGUCUUUUCCCACCAGGUCAAGGAGCCACAAUUGGGGUUGACUUUAUGAUUAAAACAGUGGAGAUUAAUGGUGAGAAAGUCAAGCUGCAGAUCUGGGACACAGCAGGACAGGAACGAUUCCGAUCAAUAACCCAGAGUUACUAUCGCAGUGCCAAUGCCUUGAUACUCACCUAUGAUAUCACCUGUGAGGAAUCCUUUCGCUGUCUGCCAGAAUGGUUAAGAGAAAUAGAGCAGUAUGCCAGCAACAAGGUCAUCACUGUAUUAGUGGGCAACAAGAUUGAUCUAGCUGAAAGGAGAGAAGUCUCCCAGCAAAGAGCUGAAGAAUUUUCUGAGGCGCAGGACAUGUAUUACUUGGAAACCUCAGCCAAGGAGUCUGAUAAUGUGGAGAAAUUAUUCCUGGACUUGGCAUGUCGACUCAUCAGUGAGGCCAGGCAGAAUACUCUUGUGAACAAUGUGGCCUCCCCUUUACCAGGAGAAGGGAAAAGCAUCAGCUAUUUGACUUGUUGUAAUUUCAAUUAAAAGCUGGUACAAGGCAGAAAAGGAGAAAAAGAAUCCACGCCUGCUCUGAGAGGCCAGGAGUUCCUGGGAGGUAGAGCAAAGAUGGUGGUUCUUGCUCUUUGGACCUUCUGACUUCUCCAGGUUCCUGAGCUUAAAAAAGCAUGGCAGGCCGAGGGCAUUGUCCACAGGCCAAUACUAGCAAAACAUUCAUAUGGUUUGACCCUUUUGCAGGCUUGGGCUGGAGUGAGAGGAAGAUUGCACUAGGAGCUCCCUGAGAUGCUGAGCAUGUGCUGUGAUAGUUGCUUUUUGUUUUUAAAAAAGCAAAAAAUAAACACCCCCCCCCCCCCAAAAAAAAAACCCCAACAAAUCAGCCUUUCUGGACUGAAAGGAGGGAAAACUUCUCUCCAUCACCCCCCAAAGGAGUGAUCCUGCCCAGCACUUGGUGAAUGGGUAGGGUCUUCUCUGGGAUCCUUUGACACCUUGAUUUUCUAGCCUGCCACCCAAAUGAAUACUGGGAAGGCCAACUAUAAUAUCUAUGGUGGGUCUGCUACAUCCUGAGGAAUUUUCAGCACUACUUGUUUGAAAAGUAUUACAUCUUUUGUCCACACUCCCUUUCAAGAACUUUGGAAUUGAGAAAUUCAAAGGACUUUUGAUCCACAACCAACAGUAACAAUCAUGGCUAACAAAGGAUACAGGCCUUGUGACUCCUUUUGGUGCUAAUGGUUCAGCUGACAAUUCCUUAGACCAAACGUUUUACUACAUUAGUAUCCUCUGAAUGUGUUAUGUAGAAAUAAAUAGGGGAAGUAUAAUAAAAACUGCUGUUUCUCAA
Molecule: messenger RNA, 1738 nt
Organism: Sarcophilus harrisii (Tasmanian devil)
Lineage: Eukaryota; Metazoa; Chordata; Mammalia; Dasyuromorphia; Dasyuridae
Gene: RAB30
Product: RAB30, member RAS oncogene family
Exons: 5
Coding region: 319-930 (203 amino acids)
Biological process (GO): Rab protein signal transduction
Cellular component (GO): trans-Golgi network
Molecular function (GO): GTPase activity; GTP binding
Source: RefSeq, a predicted model, not a curated record